UUUUUCUCUCUCUCCUAGAGGGAUUGUAUGACAGCUAUUCCUGCUGCUGGCAGAGAGAGUAGAGACUGUGAGGGAGAGGGAAAGUCUGUUAUUCAGAGGAAGUUACCACCUCUUCCCUAUAGGCUUCUCUACACGUUCCAGGACUGGAGAACAGCAGUAGUCACACAUAGGGAAUCGUCAAGAUUGACAAAGUCAGGAUUGCUUGUUGUGUUGAUUUUCCCAAUCUGGAGGCGAGAAGUGUACUAUUUUGACUGAGACUAGCAUUGAGCCUUACCUUAUCUUGACAGGAAUUAACUUUCCUAAGAAGACACCUUGACAGCACUACUUAUUUGGGAGGCCAAAUGAACUGUACGGCCUGAGGAGCGAAGGGCACAGGCAUAGAUCCAGAGAGAGAGAGAGAGAGAGAGAGAGAGAGAGGCUCAAUCAUUCAGCAAACCUCUCCACUUCCACCAUGAGCUGGGACUAAAGAGUUACCUCUACAGCUUCAUUUUAUGGUGUAAGAAAGGGCUACUGGACAUAUCGUCAGCAUGGAUGCAAAGAGGAAAGAGAUGGACCUCCUCAGCAACAGCAUAGCUGCCUACGCACACAUCAAAGAGAACCCGGAGAGCUUUGGGCUGUACUUUGUAAUCGGGGUUUGUUUCGGCCUGGUCCUCACCCUCUGCCUCCUGGUCAUCCGUAUCUCCUGCAAGCCCCGCACCAACAUACCGGCCUCCACGCCCGAGAAGAAACACUUAAAGGAUUUCAGUGAGGACGAAUGUGAUGGAGAUAGCGAGGAUGAGGAAGAGGAGGGUGACGUUGAAGCACCCGCCCCCCUGCCCACCACAGAGAUUCCCAUUGGCAACCACCACAACCACAGCCAAUCGGAUGGGACACUGAGCGUUAACGUGUUCACGUCGGCCGAGGAACUGGAGCGGGCGCAGCGAUUGGAGGAGAGGGAGCGAAUCAUACGGGAGAUCUGGAGGAAUGGGCAGCCCGAUAUCCUGGGUUCAGGAACAGGCACUAUAGGUCGGGUGCACUACUACUAACGCCAAAUACUACGGGACCACUGAAUGGACAUACUAUAUAGAACUAUGGUGCUAUGGAAUCAGGGGGUACACUGUGGUCCACACCCGCCAAAGACAGACUUCAGUUCCCUGAGGGAGACUUUACGAUUCCCAUGAGGGGUGUUCCUCAUGCUGUGCAUACAGGCAGGUCACAAAUGGCAUGCUAGUUCGAUCUGGUGUGUAUUCAGUGAUGUGAAAUGUUCUGAGCGUUGCAGAUAGAAAUAGAAUGAUUAGAGCGUACACAAUUCCCUAUUCUACCUGAAAGACAAUCACAUCUGUUCUACACGCUACGUUUCUAUCUGAACUCUCUGUAACGUGACAUCCCUCUGAACAGGCCCCUGAAGUGUAAGUCUUGACUCUAACACUAUGUGAUAGUGGUGUGCUGUGUGAAUGUAUUUCCCCCAUCAACAUUUGUCACCUACUAUCACUGCCAUAAUGGAGUUACACCACAAGGCACCUUUGAGACCAGUUCUGCUGCUUUGUGAUCUAGGCAUGUGAAUGGUAACAUUUAUCAUAAUUGGAGUCUACAGUGUAGAGAGAUUCCUGAAUAAAGUAUUGCUCUUAGAAAAACACAAAGGGAGUAAGGAAGGUCCUAAUACAGGGAGUCAGGACCAAGUAUUUUGCAAUGAGAGGUCACUUCCUUUUGUUUGCUAUGGGGCCAUGUUUCCUUCAACACAUUGGUGAGUUUACAGCGGGACAGCUCCGUGAACUGUUUGUCAUUAUAUUAGGAAAUUAUCCUCAAGUGAUCUUGGAACCUUCUGUGAGGAAAUUGCUUCGUCUAAGUAAGAAAAUAGAAAUAGAUUCAGUGGAACCAUUUUUCACCUGAUGUCAAGUCAUUUUGGAAUUGGACUGCUCAGUUUAUGGACACAGUUUUAGGCUGUUUUCAGAACCAAUUACACUUGGGGAAAUGAAAUAAUUAAAGUGUUAAACUCAAAAGGCCUUGUGGUUGUUUCUGUUACACAUAAUGUCUUUUAGACAAACAAUACUCUUCCUUAUUAAAAUGUCCCUGGGCUAUGUAUUUUGAAUAUACUGUACAAUAUAAAGAUUGUCUAGGGGUGAAAUUUAACAACUGAAAGACCUCAGUUGAGCCAUUUAAUUACAAUGGAUUGUAAGGUCACUCAUUGUUAAUUGUUCAUCUUAACCAAUUGCUACCGUGUGCUUUGAAAUGUUAAAUAGAUGUGAUUUUUAUAAUACAAUAUCUUGAAAACUUGUUUGCUAAAUGUUUUGGCAAAACCCAGUGUUCUAUCUAAACUAAAUAAAGUCUUAUUUUAUUGUCUGAAAUAAAACACAGGACAAAAGGAUA
Molecule: messenger RNA, 2346 nt
Organism: Oncorhynchus masou masou (cherry salmon)
Lineage: Eukaryota; Metazoa; Chordata; Actinopteri; Salmoniformes; Salmonidae
Product: protein eva-1 homolog B-like
Exons: 4
Coding region: 528-1025 (165 amino acids)
Source: RefSeq, a predicted model, not a curated record